CACACAGCCCAGUGACCGCGCGGCAGCUGCAGCGCUACCACAGGCAUGGUCCCGCACCUCCGCUCCACCGGGCUGAUCGUCCUGCUGCUCGCCUGCUCCGCUAGCCGGGGCGCGGGCGGCGAGGACAAGGCACUGCCCUACGACAGUCAGCGGCUCUGCGAGCGAGUGAAGGGCGCCAGCUGGACCAACAACACUUGCCUGUGCUCCGACUUCUUCAUUCCUGCGCCCAACAGGACACUCUGCCUCACCAGACUGGCGAACGCCGCCAAGCCGUGCGAGGUGAGCGAGCAGUGCGCCGAGCUGAUGCAGUUCGGCGAGUGCCAGGCGGGCAGCUGCGUGUGUCCGGACAACUUCCACUACCUGCGCGGCCAGUGCUGGCCCUCCUCGGGUCUGGACCAGCCGUGCUCCAGGGACGAGCACUGCUACGUGAACCACGACCCGCUGGCAGCGACCUGCGGCGCCGAGGGGGCGUGCGAGUGCAGCGCCGGCUACUACACGCGGGGCAACAUCGACUGUCGCCGGGCGGCCGCGGCGGUGGGCGAAGAGUGCGGCAUCGAUAACGACUGCCGGUUCCCUGGCGGCUUGUGCGAUGCCACCACCAAAACCUGCAACUCUACCAGUCCCACCAGCCCCACCACCCGCACAAGAUCCACCAGCCCCACGAGAUCCACCACCCACACCAGUCCCACCACCCACACCAGUCCCACCACCCACACCAGUUCCACCACCCUCACCAGUCCCACCACCCUCACCAGUCCCACCACCCACACCAGUCCCACCACCUCCAAGAAACCCAUUACCCACUCUAACAAUCACAUGGUGUAUGAAAAGAUGAAAAUCCAGCAACCGGAUCCUAUCAGUAUUCCGAGCACGGCGUCGACAGCUGUGGCCACCACAACGCCUCGGCCGACCCUCGUAGGCGACAGCUGCACCAUCGACGUCAACGGUAACGCAUCGUCGUGCACCGGCCUCGACAACUCCAGGUGCUUCGGGUCCCCGGCUCGCUGCGAGUGCAAUCCCGGCUUCUUCGGCGACUAUGGCAACACCGCCUGCAUUAGGGAGAUCGGGCAGUCGUGCGUCGCGACGGCCGACUGCUCGGGCGUGGACGGCGGCAGCGAGUGUCGGAGCGGGACGUGCGUGUGCGCCACGGGCUCCAUCGCCACGUCCAGCAACAGGGCGUGCAAGCCAGCGAAGAAGUACGGCAACAGCUGCUCGCCCAAGUUCCCCGAGCAGUGCUCCGACUACGGCCGCUGGUGCGAGUGCCUGGACAAGCCGAGCGGCGAGGAGGGCCAGCUGUGCCUGUGCGCCUCGGGCCACCACUUCGUGCAGUCCGAGAGCCUGUGCUGGGUCAGCAGAGGUCUGAACGGGACGUGUCAGGACGACCUGGACUGCGUGGUGGACGUGGGCGAAGCAGUGUGCUCCCGGGGCUCCUGCCAGUGCGCCCCGGGCCUCCACCUCAGCCACGACGGCGCGCACUGCGUCAAUGUCACAGCGCUGGGCGACAAGUGCGCCUCGGCCGAGGACUGCAGCGGCCUGGGGCAGGACAUUGAGUGCACGGCGAACAAGUGCCGCUGCUCGACCCACUACUUCGAGAGCACCGGCUCCCCGGCCUGCCUGCCAGGUCUCGGUGCUUCGUGCUCCUUGGAUGCGUCAUGCUCCAGGGAGAACUCCAGGUGUAUCGACAACGUGUGCGCAUGCGCCGAAGGAUACAUCGCCAGCUCCAAUGGGGAGAUGUGCCUUGAAGUGGCCAAGCUGCUGGGCGCCAACUGCACGGAGAAGCAGCAGUGCACGCGCAGCCUGGGCGAGCUGAGCCAGUGCCUGGGCGGCCGCUGCGUGUGCGCCGACGACUGCCAGUACCGCCUGGGCCAGUGCCGCGAGAAGAAGUCGCCAGGGGACGGGUGCGCCUCGAGCGAGGAGUGCUACGUGGUCAACGACGUCUCCUUCGUGGAGUGCCGCAACAAGGUGUGCCAGUGCAAGUUCGGCUACUCGCUCUCCGACAGCCAGGAGUGUGUGUUCAGCGGCACUGUACCUCGCGUGGCGACUCCCACGGCCGCGCUGCUGGGGGCGCUCUUGGCCGCAGCUGUACACCUGCGCUGAGCGCGGCAAGAGCAGCGGCAGGGGAGGGGGAACAAGCGUCCUAUCCACGUGUGUUGCCUUGAGACAUUCAUGAAACAAUGCAUCAGAACUGUACAAACAUACAAUCAUGGUAAACAUUUACAAACGAUUAUGAUUGUACAAGCAAUGUUCUAUAUAUAUUUUCUCUUCAUUCGCCAACCCCCUCCCCCCCCCCCCCCAAAAAAAAACGAAUACGGAAUUUUAUUUUUCUUAAUUUGUAAAAACAUUUAUUGUAAUUGUUUUAACUCAAGAUUUUAGUCUGUAUUUCCUAAUAACCAAUACAGAGAUAAUAAAGUAAACUCUUUUUUUCACAAUA
This is a messenger RNA of Bacillus rossius redtenbacheri, 2431 nucleotides long. RefSeq names its product multiple epidermal growth factor-like domains protein 10. The transcript is spliced from 14 exons. NCBI's taxonomy places the organism in Eukaryota, Metazoa, Arthropoda, Insecta, Phasmatodea, Bacillidae. The record is from RefSeq and is a predicted model, not a curated record. Bases 46 to 2097 code for a protein of 683 amino acids.